UCACAGAGUCUGUACUCCUCAACCCCUCCUCCUGUGUUUCACUUACUUUGACGUUGUGGCCUUGUUUGUGCCGUGUUCGCAUUUAAAAACAACGGUUGUUUCGAUUAUUCGUCUUUAUUCGCUAACGCCGUGUAGAUCUGGCGAACACGUAUUGGUUUUCCUGGCGUCUUAGCGGGUGGAGGCAGUUUGAUGAGCUAACGCUAGCGCGCUAACGCCGUCUCUACUGUUUUGGUUUCCUUUGUCACGGACUGGUUUUCCAGAGCCAGUGUCCUGAGGAGAGCCGUCCAAACCCGACUGGAACGGGGCUGCUGAGCACUGGGGAGGUUAUUUAUGUUGGGAUUAUUUAUGUUUGGAGUUAGCUGUAUCUAGAUAAUUACUGCGGGAGGUUAUUUACGUUUCCGUGCUGACAGGACUGCCGUCCCAGCUAGCACAACUAGGCUAGCUGUUCCUCACGCGCUGAGUGUGUACAGUGACAACCCUCAUCAAUGUGCGCACGAGCCGAGCCGCUCUGCCACUGCGCUGUCUCCGACUUUCUGGGCGAUAGUAGAAUAUUCGUAAUUGGGUAAUAAUCUAACAUUACCGGACCGUGUCGUAUAACCCCACUACAGAGCUUCGUGAUCGGGUGCCCCGCUUGUUUUGUCUAGUUGCGGUAAAUCCUUGGGCAGAUUCAAGCUCGCCAAAGCACCCAGAAUGUUCCGGUAUCUGGACGACGGGGACGACAGUCCAUACAUGAUGGAUCCAUUUGCAGCUCACAGACGCCAGAUGAGGACUUUGUUUGGCCCCUUUGGAUUUGAGCCUUUUCUCCUGAACCCCCAGAUGCAGCCUCCUCGAACGCACCUGCAGGCUGGAGCCUUGGCCCCCUUUGGCAUGAUGGGAAUGGGUGCUGGCUUCAUGGACAUGUUUGACAUGAUGAACGGGAUGAUGGGGAAUAUGGAGAGGAUGACUGGGUCCCCCAGCUGCCAGACCUUCUCCUCCUCCACCAUCAUCUCCUACUCCUCCAUGGACUCUGGGGCCCCCAAAGUCUUCCAGCAGACUAGUGAAGUGCGCACUGCUCCUGGAGGGAUCAGAGAGACUCGUCAAUCUAUGCGAGACAGUGAGAGUGGUAUGGAGAGGAUGUCUAUCGGUCACCAUAUUGGGGACAGAGCCCAUGUGAUGGAACGUUCCAGAAACCGUCGCACAGGUGAUCGAGAGGACAGGCAGGACUUCAUCAACCUGGAGGAGAGUGAGGCAGCAGCCUUUGAUGAGGAGUGGAGGAGGGAGUUGGGCCGCUAUGGUCCCCCCGGUGUUCGUGGGCUGGAUUAUGGCCGGGACCGUAGGGCGGUGCCUCAGCUGGCUUUGACCGCACCCCCAAACCCGUCAUCCCCAGUGCCCCGUCACGAGUCUCCACGACACCCACCGCGCCCCCGUUAUGACUGGUGAGCCAGAUCUUCAGGACCAGUGAGGGACACGAGGAUGUGAGGACCAGCGUCCAGGAGUACUGGACUGAACUCCUGUAUGCGCUGCCCUGCUGUGUGGGUGUGUGGGUGUGUGGGUGGGUGUGUGUGUGUGUGUGCGUGCGUGCGUGCGAGCGUGCGUGUGGGUGUGAGCCAGCAUGCAGGACAGGCUCUACAGGACUGAAAUGUUCAUAUGCUAGCCUCACACCGGGGCUCAGUAUACCCCCCCCCCCCCCCACACACACACACAUACACCCGCCUUCACUCUAUGACCUGUAAGCAUAUAUGCAUCAGUGGACAUUCCACACACACAGACAUACACACAAGCAGGCAUACAUGCACAUUCUUAUACAUGCAUUACACACAUGCACACCCACAUGUGUGCAUACACAAGCAUGUCUACAUACAUACCAAAACAUACACAUACACCCCUCCAAAUGUAUUCAUACACACACACACACACACAAUUUUUAGUAGGUCAUUCCCAUGCUUCCAACGUUAAAUAUAUAAAUGUGUAAUACUACACUACAGAGUCCAACACACACACGCACACUCACAUGACAUUAUAUAUAUAUAUAUACACACACACACACACACACACACACUUACAUGCACAUAUUGUGUUGUUGAUACUAUGGUAAAAUGUGGGUUGAAUUGUAUACUGUUCACUAGUUAACCUUAUUAACAAAUAAACUCAAGUCUUGUUA
Messenger RNA from Electrophorus electricus (electric eel), 2140 nucleotides. RefSeq names its product myeloid leukemia factor 2 (gene mlf2). NCBI's taxonomy places the organism in Eukaryota, Metazoa, Chordata, Actinopteri, Gymnotiformes, Gymnotidae. The record is from RefSeq and is a predicted model, not a curated record.